UGAUGUGGCCUCAUUGUUUGGCACCAACACUGCACAAAGCUACAUAUAUCAGUUUUCAUGUAUUGGAAAUAAUGCUGAGUGACACAGAAGGCCUGCCUGCCUGCCUGCCUGACUCCUAGGACUGUUCUCAAUUGCUCCUAUGUGGAUCUUGUGUGUUGUUUGACAUAUAAGAUAUUUCAUACCUCAUACAGCACAGGAACUUGUCUACAGGGACAUAGUUAAGCAGGAGCGUUUUUUUUAUAAUUUGUUGUUAUAGUUAUUAUUAUAUUAAUUUGAAUAUAGUCUUUAUUUUACAGUAUUGUUUUCAUUGUUUUAUCCAAUUAUCGAUAUUAUAUUGGAAGUAAAUAUGUUGUUUUUUGUUGUUUCAUCAUGUAGUUAAAGCAUUACAUUUUCUUAGCAAGUGUACCCUUUGUCUGUGAGCAUCUUGUGUUGGCAGGCAUGUCCGGUAGCACUAAGUAACAUAGGGAGUACUUCCAUUGUGAGUGUGGACCACUGAAUGAUGAGGGAACCUGUUGAGUGCUGACACACUGCACUCCAGGGAGCUGUUCUCAUGUACACUGGGGAUGACUUCACUCCUGCCUUGUUAGGGUUGUGGGCUGUCAGGAAAGAGUGUGGGUCUGUGCUGUCACUUGUCCUGAUAUCCUAGUGUGCUGUGGGGAAUGGGUGAAGUUGUCUUUUUCUUUAUGUACAAUCAUAGGCAAUACUUGAGUAACUUCACAGAUUCACUUUCAUUUAGUUUUGUAUUUCACCUCAGUCUUAGGUCCUUUGACCUCUUGAUAGUCUUACAAAUUCUAGAAUAAGCAGCUCACCAAAUAAGAGGACUUAAUAUUGACAGAGAAAUGCAAAAUAGUGGGAAUGAGUGGAGAAGGUUUCUCAACAUCUAACCAUGACUGUACAGUUUUUCAAAGUAUUGAUGUCAUAUUGUUGUGCUAAAGCAGUUUACUUAAUGAUUUGUAUUCGUAUUAUAGGCAUGAGUUUCUGUGGACUGAGAUAUCACUACUUGAUGCAGCUGUACACAUUUAUGUAGGUCAACUGUCUUUUACUGUCUCCUUACUGUUUUCUUAAAUUUUUCAUUGUCUGAUAAGUGGAAGGUCUUAAUUGUUCAUGACUUGCAUAUCCAGAGUAACUGUUUACUGACAACCACUUGCAUAUCUUGGGCAGUGUGGGCAGGUGUCUCAACAGGUCUUGCUUCUUGUGCAGUACAGAUGUACAAGGUAUCAUUCAAAUUUAUAUAAGAUGAACAUUUUUUUCAGGUAUAACAUUGUUAGUAUUGAGUAGUAUUUAGUAUAUAUUGUUUUAAGGCAGCAAUGUGUGUUAUUUGCAGGAUUUGAUUUUAUUGAAGGUAUUUCUUUAAAAUGAGAGGUUUGUGUACUAAUUUAUUGCUUCUUGAUUUAUUUGUAGAGUGUCGGAACUGUAGGGAUUUCUUGUUGCACCGUUUCAUGUAAGAAGUGUUGUUGAAUUUACACAGAAAUAUGGUGCAUAUAUCUCUUAAUGAUAUGACUGUAGUGCCUCAGACUGAUUCCCUUAAUCCUUCAGUAACCCCUCAUUUAAUUUUUAUGGUGUUGACUGUUGACAUUUGAGGAGAAUGAGGAUAAAGGGGAUGAUAAGCAUGAUUGUUAUGAUAAUGGGAGGUGGCAGUAAAGUAAAUAAGACAUGGAAAAGAACAUAAUAGAUUAUCUAGCAGGGAUAUUUGUUAUUGAGGUACAGUAUAUUUUAUGAUUGUAUUCACCAACAAGCACUAAUAUAUAUGGAACAUUCAUUUCUUUUUAUUCUCUUCUAAUGUAUAUGCUAUCUGUUCAUUUUUACCUUAAUUCUGAACAUCAUCAAUAAAGGUUAUUGACUUUUGAGUUAAUUUACACGAAACACUGACGAUUAUACAGACGGAAAAAUGAUAUUGAUAGAUUACUGAGUCCAUUUGAACUAUUAUAGAUUUUGAGUUCAUUUACACACUGACAUUUAAUUCUGUGGACAGGAAAAUGUUUUAGUCAUGGUUUGGGGGGUUUUUUUGUAAUGAGGUGUGGCUGUGUGGCUACUAGUUCUUUAAAGAGUGGUGUGGGAUGUGUGGUGAGCUUGCCACCUUUGUAGUGUGGUGAAGAUGUGUGGCUAUUAGCACAGGAGCCAUCUUCAUUGUGGGGUGUGUGUGUAUGUGUGUGUGUGUGUGUGUGGCUGUCAUUGUGGAUCUGUCAACCAAGAGGGAGGUAUUGGACUUCAAAGAUUUGUUUUUUCUUCACAUUUUGAGCUACAUUGCAACACUCAUAGGAUGUUUUGUGUUAGAAAUUGUGACUAUAACCUAAUUUUGAAGGCAGCAACCCUAACCAAAGCUACUUAAUACUCAGUUACCCUAAAAGAUAUGUACCUUCCAUAACCUGUCAGUGGCCAUGUGGCAUUUGGCUUUACAUUCAUGGCGAGUUUUAAGACAUAUUAACUGUUACAUUGACUCUUUUCUGUGUUGAUCAUUGUAAAGCCAGUAUUGAAGACUAGCAGUGAGCUCACCAGCCUCUUUGGGUUAUCUCCUGGUGUUUCAGCUAAACAUUUUCUUCACACUGACAGAAGAAAAGUAUGAUAAUGCAAUGAUAAUAAUCUAUCUAUGUACUGGAAUAACUUUUUUUAUUUUUAUUUAUUUAUUUAUUCAUUCAUUCAUUUAUUCAUGCAUUCAUUUAUUCAUCCAUAUUCAUGAACUAUCUGCUUUUCAUGUGUGGAUUGUUGUCUGAGGAAAUACAAGCAUGUAGUAUUGUUAAAUGGGCACUACAUGAAUGUAGCUUAAUUCAUCAUUGAAUUACUUGUAUUUACAGUACUAUGUCAAAUUAUCAGGGUGAUUUUCCUUACAGUGUAAAUUUCUUGCACCAUAUAGGUUUUGACGUGUGUAUGUGUUCACAAACAUAAAUUAAUUAUUCAUUUAUUCUGAUUUGUAUCAGAUAUGGUUAUUUACUUACAAAGGUCUGAUUUUCAGGUAUCAGUUAAUCAACUCAUCACUUAUAGUCUAUCACUACUACUCCUUUGCCAGAUAGGCUCUAGUACAGUUUGAUGUUUCUCACAAGAACAUUCAAGGGUAUUGUUCAUUUGUAAACCAGAGUUUCCUUGUGACUGAGUCUAUGAAUAAGAGCAGAUAGAUUUAUGUGGUAACAAAUCAGAUACUUUAAAGUUUUUGCACUUUGGCAGCUGGGGAAGUGCCUUCUUGGAGUCAGUGAGUGGCAGUGCUGUGUCCUGAGGAGGACAGCAGGCAGUGAUCAAUAUGGUCUAUAAUGGGGGAGCUAAAGUUUGCUUAUAUUUAAAUAGGAUGAGUGGCAAUUGCCACAUUGGACAAUUACAUCAGUUCUUCAUGGUUUGGAGCUGGACAAUACCCUUAGAUUCACUAGUCUAAAGAAAUCCUAGAAUAGGAAACAGGACUUGUAAUCUUAUAACCGUUUAGCCUCAAGAUUGUUAAUCCAUUACACUGGUGAUCGUGUAGACACUGCAGCAUGUGAUGAGGGAGCAUGCCAGGACACAAUGAAGGCUGUUUCAAAGGCAGGCUGGUGGUGGAGGGCUGUCUUUGCAUUAUCCAUAUAGUAACAGCAUGUUGUUCCACUCUAUACUGAUAUACAUGCUGACAGAGGUUGUAUCAUUAGACAUUGUAUAAUUUUUGCUGCUUUUGUGUUUGCAAGUUUUCAUAAUCUUACUGAUAAAAGUCUUAUUGUUUAAAUGUUUUAUAAUUUAUACAUCUGUUUGUUAAAAUACUUACAUCAUUACAUGUUUUAAGAAAAAUCUAUCAACAAAAUUCAAUUAUUAAUCUGAAGUUUGUCAGUACAAGAGAGGAGUUAAAAUGGCAGUGUGUUUGGCAGAUUUUGUUUGGCAGAGUUUGGUCAGCAAUAUGUUGCAAUAAUAUUUAGGUAAUUGUAUGUAGAGAGUCUGCACUACGAGUAUGUAUGCCUCUAUGGACAUAGUAUGUGUACUGUAGAUGAACUGCCUGGAGACACAAAAAAAAAGGGUUGAAACUGCUUUGUACAUUCUUGGAUUUUCAUUAAUCUCAUAUCAGGUAUUUCAUUACCUAAUGAAUGGGAUAAAAGUAUUCUAUUUUAGUAUUCUGUGUCUGUAUCUUUAUAUCAAGCCCAGGCAUCUUGUAUUAUUGUUGGAACUGAAAAUCAGAGGAAGGGAUUCCCAGUCCCCUUGCCCUACCCCUUUUACUUGCCUUUCACAGUGUAUGGGGAAUAUAACAACAGUGUUCUUCCAGCUUGUCAUAAAAUCAAGAGUACAUAGAAUACUUUAAAAGAAGGCAGUCAUGACUUUCAUCUCAUUUCAUAAGUAAAUAAAAUUCAAUUCAUAUCACAUCAUUUCAUGCCAGCAUGGUGAAAUGAAUAAUACAGAUGUCAUAAAUGGGUGAAGCUGACUGUAGAGUGUAUGCACUAAGUACUUGUAAUAGAAAUAGUAAAUUCUCACUUCAGUGAAUGGUAUGGCGAGAGAGAGAGAGAGAGAGAGAGAGAGAGAGAGAGAGAGAGAGAGAGAGAGAGAGAGAGAGAGAGAGAGAGAGAGAGAGAGAGAGAGGUGAGGAGCAAUUUGUACAUUUAAUUAAUCUCAGAUUCACGAUCAGCAAGAUGUCAAUGUGGCAAGUGUUUGCACUUGUCUUGGUUCAUUAGAGUGAUAUUGAACUCCUACUUUGAUAUGGUUUUUGUUCUUAACAGUGCCAUGGAAGACUAGUACAAUUUACAACUUUUAGUAUUAAGUUAUAAGUGAAAAGUAGUAAUUGAAUAGAGCUCAUCUUAGAAAUUUCACUCUUGUAUGAGGCUGGCCAUUUCUUUUCAUAAUAACAUUAUUUUUUAUGACAAUUCUGUUGCUUAUUGUAACUAUAUGCACUGGCUUGCUUUAUUCAAAAUGUUUUUAAUAGAAAAUAUACAUAUCUGAAUCUUAAAUUGCAAAGCUUUUUAAAUAUUUUUACAAUAUGAGUGCUAUGAUGCAUCUUAAUCUUGCGUAGCAUCAUCUUAGUGAGUUAAGGUAAUGAAUAUGCAACAGUUUCUCCACCACAGUCUUGUGCAAGCUCAGCCCUUCACCCACUCCCUGUCACUGCCAGUGUAGGAGAGAGCAGUGUUGGGAGCUGGUGGAGGGGAAAAUGUUACCACUUGAAUGGCAGCCUUGAAAUGAAACACGACAAGAACUUUGAGCAGUUAAUGGAGGAGGCCUCAGCCAGGCACAACAGAUGGGGAGAAAGACAGACACUCACAGACAACAGAACAAGGAGCAGAGUGGUGUAGCAGAUUAACGCGGUGUAUAGGAAAACAUGACUGCUCCUACUAGUAAUACUACCACAACCAGGAAGGAUUAGGAAAGGACAGUGACAGAAGUGGCGGUGGUUAUACUGGAAAGAAACUGAUCACCUUCUUAACCUUCCCUUUUCCUCCUCCCUUCCCUCCAUCCCUCCAUCCCUCCAUCCUUUGAUCCCUCCUUCCCUCCCUCCCUCCCUCCCUCCCUCCCUCCCUCCCUCCCUCCCUCCCUCCCUCCCUCCCUCCCUCCCUCCUGCGGCACUUCCCAAAACAACGUCAGGCCUGAGGAAUAAAGAAGCGAAGAGGAAAAAAAAGACGAGGAAGGGAAGGAAAAAGAGGAAACUGGUUUGGCUUUGACGGAGGAAACUCGCCGAGGGAAACACAAGUUGCAGGGCACACUCCCUACCUGACGGGGCGUGGCAGGAGCGGCAGAUCAUGUAGCGGCGGAGACAUCCAGGAGGGCAGGAGGUGAGGACACAAGCUCCCGUAACACCACUGAAGGAGGCGCUGAAGUAGACGAAGGAGGAGCCGCAGGAUGCCUUUAGGAAACCCUGCAAAUCAACACACUUAGCCACUUGAGAGGCGUGUGUGUGUGGGUGUCGGCGGGAGCACAAGGCAACAGCAAUCUCCCGAACUUCCUGUCACUCUUAUGCCCCUGGAGCGGUGAGGGGAAAGUGCAGUGCCCCGGGAUGGCGUGAGGGAUAGGCCCCCCGGCAGCAGCAAGACGCCCCUGUGACGAGGAAGGAGUAAGGCGCGGAGAACCAUGAUUGGGUCCUCGCCAUGGGAUGUGGACGGAGCAGCCUUGCCAGUGAUAGUCCUAAGAAGAAGAAGAAGAGCGAAGGCGACUCGGAGUGUGACAGCGACGGAGACUCCACCAGCAGUGGCGGCGGCGGCGGAGGGGGCUCUGGCAGGAAGCAGCAGCAGCUGAGCAACAAGUUGGUGGCCCUGGGUGGCGGGGGUCCCUUGCUGGCCCAGGCGAAAAUCUCAGAAAGCCAACAGGACUUCUUUAUGAUGCUCGAUGAGAAGAUAGAAAACGGUCCCGAUUACGAUUCGGAGACGGAGGAAGUGGAGAGACGGCGGCGGCUGCAAGAGUGUGCCCAGCAGUGGGGGACUCUGAGCAGCAGCCAGGCCGCCAGUCCCAGCAAUGACGUACCCGUUAGACUCCCUGACGAGGACACGGGCGGCUCCGGGGACAUCACGGAGGAUGACGAAGAGGAAGACGAGCCAGGCCGCAUCCCAGACGAGGCGGUGAAGGAGCAGUACAUGUUUAUGGGUAACCUGUACACUCUGACCCACAUCCGCACGGACUCAGACAAAACAGAGCCGAAGGUGGACGUUGUGACAGUACCCCAGGAGGAGGCAGGGGAAGACCCAAGCGGCGGGGAGGCGGAACUGGGGCACAAACUCAAUGGGUCAGCGGUGCAGGAGGGGAAUGGCGUCACUGAAGUUGAAGAAGUAACGGACGGAAUGCCGCAGACUAAAACUUCUCCCAGAUCAACUUCCAGACCGGCUUCCCUUAUACUUAAGUCAGUUUUUCCCACAGAUGCGUUACAAGAAUGACCUUCCCUUUUAGGUAAUGGGUCUGCCUGUAUGCUUCCUUCAAUAGAGGCUAUCUGAGUGUCUGGCUGGCGCGUGUGUACCCUCCGCCAGUGAGUUCCCCAAUGUGUUAAUAGCUAUUUGUGGAAAGAAAGAUGUUCUAGGUAUUUUUUGGUAUUUUCGAGACACGCCACGUCACUAGAACACUAUGGAAGGAUGUAUCUAGGUGAUAUACACGUGUCCUAGCCAGAACUGCGUCAAAUGUGCAGUAGACUUGAUCUUGAUCUUGAUGCUACAUGUGGCUCUACUCCUGAGCCUUUGGAACGGCAGUCUGUUUGGAGGAGUCACCUAGCGUAAACAUUUGGGUGCGGGUGUCGGCUUUCCAGUGCCCACGCGUACGUAUCUGUGUAUCUGGCCUGAUAUAUCUCCCAAAGAACCAAUAAGUGACAUUUUGAAGCCAAAACUUCGAAAAAGGAUGCCAAAAUGCACCAAGAAACAAGUGUUGCUGGUAAGACGUGAACAAUGACAGAAUGGCGCCAAUUGUCUCAGUUUGGCGGAAUUCAUUUUUCUGAAAAGAUUGUAUUCUUUAUUUUUGUCAUCAUCGUCGCCAUUUAUUUUGAUUUUACUUAACAUAACGUAACUGCCAUGUACAAUCUCCUCUCUCAUCCUCUAAAGAAAAUCAAUUUACGACAGUGAAGAAUACAUUGUUACUACCGUAGAAUUAGAUUCCCGGAAAGCCGCGUCACUUCGGUAGUCAGACUCGUGGUUAUUGUCAUGAUUUCCACCUGUCUUCACUCGCUGCUCCAGUCACCUCCGACUGGUUAUGACCAAACAUAUGAGAACUUAAAAAACUUACAUUCUACUCAAAUAUCAGUAAACAAAUAAAAUUACAGACACUGAAAUACUCAUCAGCUCCAUUUCAUGUCAGUGGUAUUUUUCAAAUUUCUAGACUAAAAACUUACUCCUCAUUAAGACUGCGAAGCUGUAGCAAUCAGAGUUAAUAAGACCACCAUCACCACGACUCUCAACACAACACCGCCACCGCCGCCUCAAUGCUGUGGCGUGCUGUGGGCCGCCGGCUUGCACACCCUCGUUUCAGUUCCGUAAUAUUGACUUGUCAGAGAAGUAUUUUUGCCAUUUAUGGUAUUUGUGAUGUGAUAAGUAUUGUCUUGAAUUGCUUUUCAAUGUGUGUGGAGACGGGGCAAGGGGACAAUGAAGAAAAAAAAGUUGCGUCUAAAGUAAUGAAGUAGAAAAUAAUAGAAAAUUUUGUAAUGGAUGCAGUGUUACUUUACCUGUUUGUUAUGUGCUCCUUUCCUUUAUGAGAGAGAGAGAGAGAGAGAGAGAGAGAGAGAGAGAGAGAGAUGAUCUACUAUUAAUUAAGGGAAAAGAUAAAAGGUAUACUUGUAUGGAAGUGAAAGUUUUAAAUAGGUAUGUUUAUCCUCUUAAAUGAGUUGUUAAUGUCAUAAAAAGGCGUAUUACUAAUCAUGUUUUAUAUGUGAAUGUGGUGAUGAGCACACAAAUUAUGUUACUAAAAGAAGUGAUAAGUAUUUGUAGUGGUGGCACAGACAUGAUACAUAAAUCUGGGUGUUGUCUUUAGAAGCAAUACUUGGUCUGCCUAUGUCUUUUAUAUAUCUGUUUAUUAUAGUUAUUGUUUCAUUAUUAUUGUUAUUAUUAUUAUUAUUAUUAUUAUUAUUAUUAUUAUUAUUAUUAUUAUUAUUAUUAUUAUCAUUACUGUGUGACUACAUAUGAAAAUGGAAAAUACCAACAGAGGAAGAUUAUUAUUAUUAUUAUCUUCAUUAUUUAUAAUAUUUAUUUAUUUUAUAACAUAUAGUAAUAUCAGUUGAGAGAGAGAGAGAGAGAGAGAGAGAGAGAGAGAGAGAGAGAGAGAGAGAGAGAGAUGUGUCUUGAAUAAUAAAGUGGUGCAAAGUACGUAUACUUGUUCAAAUGUAAUUUUAUAGUUUGUGUGGACAGACAACCAGACAGACAGGCAGACAUGUAUAGAAUAAAUAAUUGACAUACAUACAGACAAGUAAAUAAGCACAGGAUGAUAAAGAAAUUGAUUUUAUUAAAAAGAAAAAUUUGCAAUGGUUAUUAAGAUCUUGAUGAAUAAACUGACAUGUUAAGUAUUCAGUUCCUGCAGAGGUGUUUUUCUUCAACUGCUUCCAUAAGCGUCUCUCGUUUACCUUUGUAAUGUCUUGUAUGUGCUACCAUGGGUACUGUGUGCUGUGAUGUGGAAUAAGCAAUGAGUGUGAUGUGCCCUAAACUGUAGAUAAUGACUUAGAAGAAUGCAUUACAGGUGAUGGGAUAGACACUGGACAGGUAUACUUACCAUCCUUACCAGCAAUGCUCAACCUGUUUUCAUUUCACUGUCAGUUAUGAAUCAUUGCCUGAGUGCCUCUGUGAAGACAUUUCUUGCAGCAACACAAGGAUUUGUAAUGAUGUCCUUGGUGUGAGCAGGUGUAAUACAUUCUUAAAGGUGCCACAUACUCAUUUGGCUAUUCAUUAGUGUGUAUCACCAGAGAACACCCUGUCUUAGAUAGUUUUGAGGUGAGGCACUGAAAGAACUGAUUAAAAGUGAAUUAAGCUUGGUUUUGGAGUUACCUGCUUGUACCCAUUAUCAUGUACUGAUUUGGAACAUCUUGUUGAGGCAUUCCUUGGGUGUAGCACUGGAAGGACAGUGUGGUAGUAAGUGAUGCUUGUGGUUUAGAGCUGCAUGAUGUCCUUGGUGUUAUCUACUUGCAUAAAACAUUCUCAAGAGACUGGAUACCUGCCUAGAUGCCCAUUAUUGUGUAUCACAUGUGAAUACCUUGUUGUGGCUGUCUUAGAGGUGAAGCACUGGAAGGAUGGAGUGUUAGUGAGUGAUGUGCGUUGUCAAAAGAGCUGUGAAGUCAUAAGAGGCUAUUCCUUAGCUCUGGGAGAGUGUUGUGAAGGUGUAAGAAGGAACUGUGAGAACCUUGUUAUGCCACUCUUGUUUUCACUCAAUUCUUCAGGUUGAUUGGUAUAGUUAAGUUGUAGUUUUAUUUGUAUAUGGUAAGAAUGGUCAGGCAGGGUCACUGUUACAGGUAUUUGGGUUAUGUAAUGAUGAUACUGUAUUUUGUUCAUAGGUAAUGUAUUUGAUGAAGAGCUUGUAAUGUGUUAUGCCUGAUUCCUUUUCUUUUUUUCUCUUUUUUGUUCAUGAAUAGCAUAUUUGUGCAUGAUGCAGUAAGUGAAAGCAUUUUUUGUCAAGUAACUCAAGACUAUAACAGCAAAUAUCUCAUAGACAGAUAAGGUGAAUUUUCUCCUGUUUAUACACAAGCAUGUAGAUACUAUACCUAAUAUAGGAUUCUAUUUUAGUGUUGACAAAAAUACUAUUCACCUAUUUUUUAUCAAAUAUUAAACCAUAUGAUAAAGAUACUCACUUAAUACUGUCAAGAUAAUAACAUUAUGUCACUGAGGAUGGUGUGGCAGAUGAUGGCAGUGUGUAGAGGACAAACCAUUGUCACUGUUCUGAGUAGAGAGGAGCAUAGGAGUGUGUGACAGUGCAGUGCUAGGAGAGAACUCUCACUCUCACACACUUGGCCAAAGGUUCUUAGUGUGCCUUGCAAAAAGUACAUUGAUAGUACCAAAAAAUACAUUACCAUACCUGAACACUGAUCAGCGAACAAGCUCAGAUGCACGUGUGUAUUCAUUAUUAGUGUGCAUGGUGACAUGAACUGCUAUGUAUGUUUGAGUACUGAUUUUGUGUAGCAUGGACAUAUACACUAAUGUUAGUGAGUCAUUAUAAUGCCAACUUACAUUACUAGGAAUCAAAAGACCCUUAAGUAAAAGCUGCUCACAUUACUUGAUAGAGAACUUGUAUGUAGUGAUGGUAUUGAUACAGUAAUGAUGAUGGUGAUGCAAAAAUAGUACUGGUGGUGGUGAAGGGUUGCCACAGCAUGGGGAACUGUGCCAAAAUGCUGGGACCAAAGGAGAAGGAUUGAGUACAGGCUGUGUGCUAUGCCAACUCAGGGCAGAUAUAAAUUGUAGCUAUAUAACUCAGGAGUCAAGCCACCACUAGUGCAGGCUUUUCUUAUUGACCACCAUGUGUAAGAGAGUGAGCUGAGGGCAGUGAGUCUUUUCUGCUGAAUGACUCUCACUUCAACUGUAUAUCUAUCUGAGGAAUUUUGAUGUUUCAGUCUCAAAUUCUCUGAUCAGCUGGAAGUCUAUUAACUUAGCUUUUGUUAGGAGAUUGCCAGCAAAUCAGAGGACUUAAGACUGAGGGAAAACAGAAAGCACAGAGGAAGUGUGUCCAGUGUGUUACUCUACUGUCAAGGUGGAGACAGGGACCAGGCAACCUUGAGUCCCUAGUCUUACCCAGUGUUACCCUUGUGGUAGUUACUUGAGACUAAAAUUCCCUUGUAUGUGGUGACAGAAAUGCCUAUCACUCACCAUCAGUUUGUGUCUAUUUACUGAAUCACCGCAGGGCAGAUAACAGACUGUGGAAUGAAUCAGACAAAUGUUACCUUAAAUUGAGUGUAUUUCCUCCUUAAAGACACAUCACAGCCUUUCAUAUUAUGCAUGGCUAGUUAUGACUUAUCACAGAGUGUCAUGUCCUGCUUCAUAGAAAUAGCUGAUCUGAAGGAGGGACAAAUAUUUAGCCAUGAGAGAUGCCCUGGCUGGGAAUUGAACCCCUGACAGGAAAAUAUAAAGUACAGCAACCUAAAUGUGGGGACCAAGUAAUUACCAGGUCUGAAGAUCUUUUUUGGGGGACUUUACAUCUCCAGUCACUAGGAAAGGAUACUAUUUAUAUAAAGGUAAAGUGUCUUUGAAGAGGAAACUCAUUUUAACAUAACACUUGUCUGACCCAUUACUGAUGCAGCUCGUCUUGCAUUUACAUCAGGCAUAGAUUUAGGUGCACUCAGGAGUCUGGCAUUUGGUAACAAGCCACAACCAUUUGCUGUCUCACUCAGCACUAUAGCUGUCAGGUUUACGGGAAGCCAGUAGAGGUGUCCUGGCACUCUAUUACAGUGAGGUCUUGGAAGAAACUGCUAAUAUCUGCUGUAAUGUAAUAUCUAGUGUAUACAGACAUGACUACCACUCUUCACAGAACCUACCUGUGUGGUUUUCAGGUUCUGUCUUGCCAUAAAUUGAAGUCAGAUAAGGUCACAUCACAGGGAAACUAGAUAAUUUACUGGAGAGUCACUGGAGUAGGCAUGCAGGAAGUUUAGGAAGGGAGUGAGAGUCAGGUGUGGUGAGAUUGAAUCAGUCCUGAGUUGUCCUGUCAGUGAUGCAUUGAUGCCACACUUUGUCACUCAAGCUCAAAGUCUGUUCCUGUGAAAAAAAAAAGAAAAAAAUCUGUUAUUUGUUUUGAGCAUUAAGGACACAGUACACAGAAUGCAGGUGAUACAUGUGAAAUACAAGUCAUUAUUAGUGUGGUUAUACCUUGGGUGAAAUUUUUCACUCACCAGCCGUAUGGAUGAACCUUUGUUAUGUGAGGCAGUACACAUUUAGUGAGCUGCUCCAUCAGGCAAUGGCUACAAACAUGUUAUACAAAAAUACUGAAAAUGUUGUAUUAAGAAGAAACAGCUUUUUUGCUAUUUUAAAAACACUUAGAGAAAUGAAUUAUGUAAUUUCUUUGUUGACACCAGCUUAAUACCACUCAAUAUUGACUACUUUUGGUGCUAACAACUUGUACUUUGUGAUGCAGAGAUUUAACCUUGCAUGCCAGAAGAAGUAGGGAGGGAAUAGCUCCAUUUGUUGUGCCACUUGUACAGCAACGGUUGUGACCAGUCAGGCUGCACUUUACACAGACACAGGAGGGAGACCAGAGGUGAUCAGUCACAGCAUUACCACUGAAGACAUCCCUUGUGGCCAGUGGCAAAAACCUUAAAAGUAUGAUUAACUCUAAUGCUGAUCACAGUUAUGCAAUUUCAUGUAAGAAAUGUACAUAUGGCAUUCAUAUAUAUAUAUAUAUAUAUAUAUAUAUAUAUAUAUAUAUAUAUAUAUAUAUAUAUAUAUAUAUAUAUAUAUAUAUAUAUAUAUAUAUAUUUAUUUAUUUGUUACUAGUCAAAUCAUAGAGCUGCAUGUGGUUGUGGUGAGGGUCUGUGGGAGGGCUGCUGCUUACCAGGGUGGGCCGAAUGGCCCCUGAUCCUCACUACUACUGACCACCUGGUGGCUCCUCACUACACAACUCUGCAACACUCAACAAACUGCUGCUUUGUGCUGUCUGGGGCAAACAAAGCACUCAUGGUGUUAUUUGUGUGUUAUGUUCUGAAUAUGGCAAUAAAUAUAUGUUCUUAUGUUUAGAAUGAUAGAUUACCAAGACUGACGCAGGCGACACCAAUGUUAGAAAAUCUUUGUAUAAGUAAAACAGACUUAUUCACCUGCCGAUGCCAAAAAAUGUUAGUGAGGCAGUAAAACACUGUAGUUGUGUAGAUCAGAGCCAAUAUUUAUGAAUUAGAAUUUCAUGAUAUAUAUAUAUAUAUAUAUAUAUAUAUAUAUAUAUAUAUAUAUAUAUAUAUAUAUAUAUAUAUAUAUAUAUAUAUAUAUAUAUAUAUAUAUAUAUAUAUAUAUAUGAUUAUUUAAAUACUAUUAAGUUUGUAAUGUUUGAAAGUGUGAACAGCUGCCCACAGGGAGAAAGGUGUCCCCUUAAGCUGCUGUAUGACAUGCAGUGCCAAUGGUUUGUUUGUUUCCUCUUAAUGAUAAGUGUACUAGUAAUCAGCUCCUAAUUAAUGUUUUAUCUACAAUGUGAAAAGUGUUAAAACUGUCUCUACAAUGCAAUUUAGCAAUUAAUGGAGUGUGAAUAUUCUGUGAAACUGGUAUCUUUCCCACAUGUAGCAAUGACCCUUGGCUUGUGGGGAGGUAGUGAGCUUAAAAAGAGCUUCAAAAUGUACAUGUCCACACCACUGAUCUAACAUCUCACCCUGACUUCUUAGUGACAGAUUACUAAAUGUGAUGCUUUGAAAACACAACCUGGGUAAUACCAAGUGUGCUGAAGUGUAUGGAAAAUUGCAACCAUGAAGUUUUUGGUCUAAAAGGAUGACAGAGAAUGGUAUUAAUAGGUUUAGUGGACCUUGGAUGCUUGAUGUCUGUCAUGAGGAGGCUUGUUGUGUGAGUGUUUGAGAGGAUAAUUUAGUUAAUGAUGGCUGUUUUGAGCUGUAUUUCCCAUCACUGUUGUUGAAAUGCACUUUUUGAUAAUAUGUAAAGUUUUAGAGAUGUAAAGGUUAGCAAUAUAUAUAAAGUAUAGUAUAUCAGAAAUAGAUAUUUAUACCUGAAAGACUGCUGCAGGUCUUCAUAUCGGAAUCAUUCAAUACUUAGGCUGUAAAUACGUGGUCUCGUUGUGUUAGUGGAUAGUCAGACCUCUCUCGUCAUCCUUGUACGUCCUCAGCACAGUCACUUGUCCUUGUGAGGCCAAUGAUGCAAGCACUGAAACUGUCAUUGCUACAUCAUCAUGCUCAUCACAACUCACUCCUGUGCCUUGACACGAGGAGUCAGCUGUGAGUGUGAGUGGGUGUGGUUGUAGCAUUAAUAGCAACUGUGGGGCUGACAUCCUGGCAGUCACAGGAUGAACAUGUUGAAAGUGUGGAUGUCAGUGCAGGAGGAGGGAGGCCUGACUUCAGUCUUCUAGUGGGGCCUUAACCUAAACUGAGUCUGUCUUCAUCAUCCAGGGGCUAAAGAGGAGAAAACACAAGGGCUAAACCUGUGAUAUUUUGUUGUAAAGCAAGAUUUUGUCAUUUUGCUUUGGUUCAACACUGAUUGUUGCUGAAUUUUUCAGAAUUUCUUAUAUGUUGAUGAUGAGAUGCAACCUGAUUAUGAGGGCUGUCAGAGUGGGUGGUGACUGGUGGAGGGUUGGUCUUGGGCCACACAUGCUGCCCUGAGGCUGGUGGGGCCUCAUCCACUAUUUCUAGACACACAUACAUAUACACAAACACACACAUUUCACUUUUGGUCUUUUGUCAAAAUAUUUCUUUUAGUUUUGAAAUCUGCAAACUUCAUACAAGCCAGCCUUAGUGUCAGUGGUUUAUCUCAGCACCUCACAUUGUUUAAGAUUCAAAAUCUCAAUAGCACAUCCUAUCUGUACACCACACAACUCUGUUUCAUUCCGUCUUGUACACGCCUUCACCUUCCUGGAUGCUGAGGCCCAUUUGGUUCAGUGUUUCCUUAUUUGCUGUCAAUAAGGGGAGGUGUAGGUGUGGCAGGUGUGGUGGCCUGAGCUUGCCAUAGGUGGUGAGGAGAGCCAUUCUUGGGCCAGGCACUGUGAAAGGUUUCUCAUGGACAAGGACUUAAUAAUGUUGGCUUGUACUGUAUUGUACUUUGUGGUGAAGGAACAAGUCGAGGCAGGAAGCUGUAGAUGUCUGCUCAAGGGAAAGGUUGAGGUGAGUUUUUACUUGAAUGUUUUGUAUCACAAGAACCUGAAGAUCUGAUUUAAUUAGCAGGUUGUUAGCUUUGUUAGUUAUCAAGUGAUGAAUUAGAUACAUGUACUACACAGUCUAUUUUACAGGAAUUGAAAUGUUACUUAGCAUGUCCCAAAACCUCUUGAUAUAUGCCUCCAUUUUAGAGGCAUAUACAUAUAUAUAUAUAUAUUUUGUGAAAUAUUGUUACCACUUACUGUGACAGAAUCUCUCAAGAAAUGUACAAUAAAGAAGAGCUAGAUUAUAAGUUUGCCAAGAGAUGAGUUUUAUGUUAUGCUUAGUGAAAAUUUAGUUAUAAAAAUGGCCUGGAUGAAACAAGAAGCUGCAUUCUAGAUCAAUGAAUUUGAGACAGAGCUGCAGAACAUGUGAGGGAGUGGAAGUGUGGAGGUGACUGCCUUGUGUGUGGUGUGUGCUGUGAUGGUGGUGGUGGUGGCCAGUGGUGUGACAUGUGAUGGUGGGGGUGACAUUGUUGGAGUGAAUGCUGCAGUUUUGAUCAGCACAUUUUAAAAUUACCUGAUGUUACGGUUGUACAAGUGAGGUAAUUGUUUAUUUCAAAGAGUAGUUCAUGAAUUUACUUGAGAAGCCAAUAUAAACUUAUCAAAUUCACCAUUUCUCUUUUAUUGUUGAGUAUAAGAUCAUAAAAUUCAGUAUUUAUGUAGUUGCUUGAUUUUUUCAGUCUUCAUUUAACAAAAAAAAACAUUUUAAUUUCCCUGUAUCAAAAGUUGUAAUCACACUGAAAAACUUGGGAGCAUGUUAGGAGAGGAUGAAUAAAAAAGAGGUUGGAGAAAGCAGGCAAGAAGAGGAGAAAAGAUAGAGGAGGAAGAGAACAAGGAACUGGGGGAAAAGAUGAGAGGAGUAGAAAAUAAAACAAGAGGAGAGAAGAUGAUGAAAAGGGAAAGGAAAAAAAUAUUGGAUUAGAAAAGAAGACUAAAGGAGAAAGAGGAAAAAAAAAAUAAAACAAGGAGAAAAGACAAGUUGAAGAGAAAGUAAUAGGAGAGUUAGUGGAGGUGGCUGCCCCUGUGUUGCCUCUAGUGUUAUUGUGACUCCCUUUAGUGUGUCACACCCAGACACUCCAGACCUUCCUUCCCUUCACCAACAUCAGCUCUGUCCUUGUUUGGGGCUUUGUGUUAUGUAAAGUUUCCUAAAAACAGGUGAAUCAGCUGCAAAUUGCUGUUAUUGUCUUAUGUAAUAUAAAUUUUCAUAACCGUAUAA
Molecule: messenger RNA, 16348 nt
Organism: Scylla paramamosain (green mud crab)
Lineage: Eukaryota; Metazoa; Arthropoda; Malacostraca; Decapoda; Portunidae
Exons: 8
Coding region: 6012-6791 (259 amino acids)
Source: RefSeq, a predicted model, not a curated record